Odobenus rosmarus divergens (Pacific walrus) is the source of this 2271-nucleotide messenger RNA. RefSeq names its product KIAA1598 ortholog (gene SHTN1). The coding region runs from base 66 to 1781 and encodes 571 amino acids. NCBI's taxonomy places the organism in Eukaryota, Metazoa, Chordata, Mammalia, Carnivora, Odobenidae. The transcript has 15 exons. The record is from RefSeq and is a predicted model, not a curated record.
ACAAAAUUAGGCAAGAACGAGAUGAAGCUGUUAAAAAACUGGAGGAAUUUCAGAAAAUUUCUCACAUGGUUAUAGAGGAAGUCAAUUUUAUGCAGAACCAUCUUGAAAUAGAGAAGACUUGUCGAGAGAGUGCCGAAGCUCUGGCGACAAAGCUAAAUAAAGAAAAUAAAACAUUGAAAAGAAUCAGCAUGUUGUACAUGGCCAAGCUGGGACCAGAUGUAAUCACCGAGGAGAUCAACAUCGAUGACGAAGAUGUUAGCACAGACCCAGAAGGCACCCCAGAGACCUGUGUGUCUGUACAGUGUCAGAAGCAGAUCAAAGAACUUCGAGAUCAAAUUGUAUCUGUUCAGGAGGAGAAGAAGAUAUUAGCGAUUGAAUUGGAAAAUCUCAAGAGCAAACUUGUAGAAGUAAUUGAAGAAGUAAAUAAAGUUAAACAAGAAAAAGAUCUUUUAAACUCAGAAGUUCUUGAACAGAGAAGAGUCUUAGAAAAAUGCAAUAGAGUGUCCAUGCUAGCGGUAGAAGAGUAUGAGGAAAUGCAGGUAAACUUGGAACUGGAGAAGGACCUUCGAAAGAAGGCAGAGUCAUUUGCACAAGAGAUGUUCAUUGAACAGAACAAGCUAAAGAGACAAAGCCACCUUCUGCUGCAGAGCUCUGCUCCUGACCAGCAGCUUUUGAAAGCUUUAGAAGAAAAUGCAAAACUCAUCCAGCAACUUGAAGAAGAGAGAAUUCAGCAUCAGAAAAAGGUGAAAGACUUAGAAGAGCAGCUAGAAAAUGCAGCACUCCACAGAGAGAUUCGCAGCCUCAAACAGCAGCUGGGGCUUCUGGAGGAGGAUAAAAGAGAAUUGGAAUUGAAAUACCAGAAUUCGGAGGAGAAAGCCAGAGAUUUAAAGCAUUCCAUUGAUGAACUCCAGAAACGGGUGAACCAGUCUGAGAAUUGCGUACCUCCACCACCUCCACCUCCACCGCCGCUCCCCCCGCCUCCCCCCAAUCCCAUCCGAUCCCUCAUGUCCAUGAUCCGGAAGCGAUCCCAUCCCAGCGGCAGUGGUGCUAAGAAAGAAAAGGCAGCUCAACCAGAAACAACUGAAGAAGUCACGGAUCUGAAGAGGCAAGCAGUUGAAGAGAUGAUGGAUAGAAUUAAAAAGGGAGUUCAUCUUAGACCCGUUAAUCAGACAGCUAGACCGAAGGCAAAGCCAGAAUCUUCAAAAGGCUCUGAGAGUGCCGUGAAUGAGCUCAAAGGCAUACUGGGGACACUUAACAAAUCCACUAGUUCAAGAAGCUUAAAAUCCCUUGACACUGAAAACAGUGAAACUGAGUUAGAAAGGAUUUUGCGUCGCAGAAAGGUGACAGCAGAAGCAGAUAGCAGUAGUCCAACCGGGAUAUUAGCCACCUCAGAGUCCAAAUCCAUGCCAGUGUUGGGUUCUGUAUCCAGUGUAACAAAAACAGCCUUGAACAAGAAAACUCUGGAGGCAGAAUUCAACAGCCCGUCCCCCCCAACACCUGAGCCAGGUGAAGGGUCGUGUAAAUUGGAAGGAUGCACAAGUUCCAAGGUUACAUUUCAGCCUCUCAGUAACGCCGGAUGCAGGAGCGAGUGCUUUGGCCGUGAGCAACAAGCUGGACCCGUUGUAGUUUUAGAUCCUGUUUCCACACACAAACCCCAAACCAAAGACCAGGUCACUGAAAAAGAUUCCACUCAAUGCAAGGAUGGCGAAGAUGAAAUUAAACCAGAACACAAAGAAGACGGCAUUGAAAAAAUGAGAGACACACACAGCUCCCACUGCUGAUCCGUACACUGGAAGGCUGACAGGUGUACAAGCCCUUUCCGACGAGUACGCGAUCAGUUCUGGCGUAUUGGCAGGCGCCAUAGACAUUCUGUUCUUGUCACUGUACUCAGAAUGCAGGCUCUUUUCUGGUGUCACUUUUGUAAGUAAUUUGCCUAUAAACAUAAGUAAGUUCAGCAAAAUACACAUCCUAUGUAGGUUUUGUUUUUCUUCCUAGGGAUAAGAUGUUUUUUCUCGAAUUACUGUAUUGUGACUUCUUUUAGAAGGUUACAGAAAAUUCAGAUGUCUAUCUUUUUAGGUAACAUGCAUACCACUCAUCAAGUGUAAUGCUGAAAGUUUGCAGCAUUGUGAAUAAGUGGAUAAACAGAACUGACCAACUUAAGGUGAUUUAAGAACCACCCCCCCCCGCCACAGCAGCUUCUGUUUUAGGUCUGAUCUUCGUUGGAGAGAGAAACUACAAUAGUGUGGAAAUGGUGAGGCACUGUGGCGUACA